ACUCAGCAGCUGACUUUCCUGCCGAACCUUCACGUCAGCAGACACUUCCCCACAAUGACCACCUACGUCACACAACUUGACGUGUCCCUCGAUGAAGCUGAGGAGAUUUUUCUUCAAUCACAAGGCUUCAAGAAAAUCGAUGUUGAUCUGAACAAAGGAGCAGGCGGAAAGUUCAUCUAUAUUUGGUACAAAAAAGAAUCCCGCUCAGCACCAAUCACCGGACUUCAAGUUACAUUCAACGAUGACAUGGGUGUUGGAUUGAUCAAUGCAGGGUACACAAAGAUCGACAAAGAUCUCAAUGCUGGAUCAGGAGGUGAUUACAUCUACCUUUGGUUCUCCAGAAAGUCUGGGGAUUACCACACUCCCAUAGUGGAGAUUGAUGUCACUGAUAAUCCAGACGGUGAAGCCUUUAAGUUCACCAACGGCUGGGAGAAAUCAGCCUGUGAUCUGAACCGCAAAGUUGGAGGGAGGUAUAUCUACGUCUGGGUGAAGAGAAACCAACAAACCUACAUAAGUGAUGUUACUGCUUACAGAUCAGGCGGCUACUAUAAUGAAGAAUACAUCCGUAUGGAUGAAGACGUCAACAGAGAUACAGGAGCAGCCCCUAUCUUCAUCUGGUACCGUCAGACCACCGACCCCCAGCUUGCACUCACUGAUCUGAAUAUCUCCACCACCAAAGAUGAGUAUGACUCCCUUCAGAAGCAAGGUUACACCAAAGUGAGUGUUGACCUCAACGAGGGGACCGGAGGUAACCAGGUGUACCUGUGGUACAAGAAACAGGGAAGCAACAAACCCAUUCAGGCCAUGUCCCUGCUUCUUAACCUGGAUGCUGUACCAGUGUAUGAGAAUGCUGGUAUCCCUGUUAUCAAAAAAAGUCUCAACACAGGCAAUAAUGGCCGCACUGAGUACCUGUGUUUCUAUCGGCCAAACGCUUAGAAAGCCUUCUUCAUCAGAGCAGAGCUAAGAAUUCUUUAAUUAUUUUGGUGAUU
Messenger RNA from Etheostoma spectabile (orangethroat darter), 989 nucleotides. RefSeq lists its product as uncharacterized. The record is from RefSeq and is a predicted model, not a curated record. The transcript has 3 exons. Lineage: Eukaryota; Metazoa; Chordata; Actinopteri; Perciformes; Percidae. The coding region runs from base 55 to 936 and encodes 293 amino acids.